AUGAAGUCUGUGCUCAUCACCGGCGGGAACCGCGGGAUCGGACUGGAGACGGCGCGCCAGUUGGGCAAGCUUGGCUACUAUGUAAUCAUUAGCUGCCGCGAUGAGGAGAAGGCGAAGGCCGCCAUCGAGAAGGUGUCCGCAGAGGGUGUGAAGGCUGACUACGUAGUCAUGGAUGUGGUGGAUGAAUCCUCUGUUGCAAAGGCAGCUGGGGAGGUGUCCAAGAAGGUCAACGGCGUUCUCGAUGCGCUCAUCAAUAACGCUGGAUAUAGCGCUCCUUCCGGCGACAUGAGCCGCGUCGACCUCGAUGAGAUGCGGAAGUGCUAUGAGGUGAACGUGAUCGGGGCUAUAUGCGUGACAAACCACUUCCUGGAGAUGGUGAAGAAGUCCCCCGCUGGUCGGAUUGUGAACGUUGGGUCCAUCAUGGGGAGCUGCGAGCUGAACGCCGCCCCCCUGAGCCGCACUCCGUACAGCUGCUCGAAGGCUGCCCUGAACAUGUACACUGUGAAUCUGGCAAGGUCGCUGGAGGAUACGAAGGUGAAAGCGAAUUGCGCUCAUCCUGGGUGGGUGAAGACGGACAUGGGUGGCGCCAAAGCACCAUUGGAAGUCACUGAGGGAGCGGAGACGAGCGUGUACCUUGCCACGCUGCCGCCCGAUGGCCCCACCGGCGGGUUCUUCCACAAGCGCGAUCGUCUGGGCUGGUAG
Leishmania mexicana MHOM/GT/2001/U1103 is the source of this 702-nucleotide messenger RNA. RefSeq names its product putative short chain dehydrogenase. Bases 1 to 702 code for a protein of 233 amino acids. The transcript has a single exon. Lineage: Eukaryota; Euglenozoa; Kinetoplastea; Trypanosomatida; Trypanosomatidae. Gene Ontology annotation, molecular function: oxidoreductase activity, acting on the CH-OH group of donors, NAD or NADP as acceptor. The record is from RefSeq and is a predicted model, not a curated record.